Messenger RNA from Macadamia integrifolia, 3872 nucleotides. RefSeq names its product trihelix transcription factor GTL1-like. The record is from RefSeq and is a predicted model, not a curated record. The coding region runs from base 671 to 3211 and encodes 846 amino acids. NCBI's taxonomy places the organism in Eukaryota, Viridiplantae, Streptophyta, Magnoliopsida, Proteales, Proteaceae. The transcript has 3 exons.
AGUAAGCCGCUGACAACGCAGCAUCUCGUUUGUUUAAUAUUUUCUCUCUCUCAUCAUCACCAUAAUCAAUAUCUCCAUCUCCCUCUCUCAUUCAUAUGUUUGCGGUUAGUGUUGUUCCGAUGUUCUUCUAAAGCAAUCAUCUUUACUGUUAUUAUUGCAUAAUUUAAAGGAAUAAAAAUUAAUUUUAUCCAGCACUCACUCGUAGGUUUCUGUUUCCCGUUCCAUCUUUCCAGUUGCCCCUCCCAUCUUUUUUCGCCCCCGGUUCUCAUCUAUUGAUUUCCCUCUCUGAUUCCUGCCCUCUUCUAACCCCAACACCUGGAAGGAAAAAAAAAAAAAUAUCCCCAUCUCCUCAACUGCAAUCCCAAAAUCCUCGAACCACACUUGCCAGUCCCCACCUUAUCGGUCCAAACAUUGCGUACACAGUAGUCCCCCCUUCUCUCUCUCUCUCUCUCUCUCUCUAUUUCCUUUUCUCAAGGGUAAGGGAAAGGGGGAAGACGGAGAAAAGAAAGGAAUCAUAAGAACAAAGCGGAAGAGUCCUAUAAUUUCUUACAAUAGUCCAACUACCACUACCUCUACUGGCAGUAACUAAAAAGAGAUAAGAGGGAAAAAGAGAAGGGGGGAAAAAAGUAGAAAGUGCAUCAUUGAAGAAGGAAAGGGUUUUAAUACAAGUAUGCAACAGGGAGGGUCCCAAUAUGGGGUGUCAUCGGAGAUGACGCCUUUCACUGGAGCUGACAAUCCAACCCACAUGUUCGGAGGAGGAGUUUCCGGAGGCUCCGACAACUUACAGCAGCAGCAAAAGAAAUCCGGGGAUGCAGUGUUGGUAGCUCAAGCAGCGUCACCCAUCAGUAGCCGACCACCUGCAGCUGCCUCUUCAUCGGGGAAUUUCGAGGAAUUGGCCGGCCCAGCGUCUGGUGGCUUUACAGACGACGAUACCCUUGCUGGGGAGGAAGUGGAGCGAGGCAUGACCGGAGGGAACAGGUGGCCACGUCAAGAGACUCUAGCCCUUUUGAAGAUUAGAUCGGAGAUGGAUGCUGCCUUCCGUGAUGCCACUCUCAAAGGACCUCUCUGGGAAGACAUCUCCAGGAAACUAGCGGAGCUGGGUUACGUCAGAAGUGCCAAGAAAUGCAAGGAAAAGUUCGAGAACGUCCACAAAUACUAUAAGAGAACGAAGGAGGGUCGUGCUUCCCGUCAAGACGGCAAAAGUUAUAGAUUUUUCAGUCAGCUCGAAGCUCUCCACAGUGCCAGCAGCAAAACGGGCGCCAACCCCAUCAUUCCUACCGCCACGUCUACCCUGGCCCCAACUCCCAUGGCCACUACCCUCGACCCCAUCAUCGGCACCACGACUAACCCAGUUGCCGCUCCUACUUCAAUUGGUUUUGGAAGCAACAACCCAAUUGUCGUCUGUUCUUCUGGAAGAAUGCAACCUACUACCGCUACCACUGUUGCAACUAGUACCAAAACUGCUACAGUAUCAACCACAACAGCUGCCGCCACGAACCAGGGCGGAGUUCCUCGUUUCGGGCCUGAUACUAGCGCUCAGAUAGUCCAAGCCCCUGGGACAGGGAUAACUGGUUCUGUCAGGGUGGCCACUACCAUCCCAGCAGGUAUCAGCUUCUCCUCCAACACCUCCUCUUCCUCCUCAUCUUCCUUUUCUUCAGAUUCCGAGGACGACGACAAAGAUGACUUGGAAGGGAUGCCCACCAACACAGAGAGCCGCAAACGGAAAAGAAGGUCGUCAAGGGGAGACAGUAGCAGCCGCAAGAUGAUAUCAUUCUUUGAAGGAUUAAUGAAACAAGUGAUGGAGAAGCAGGAGGCCAUGCAGCAAAGGUUUCUUGAGACCAUUGAAAAGAGGGAACAAGACAGGAUGAUAAGGGAAGAAGCUUGGAAGCGACAGGAAAUGACAAGGCUGAGCCGGGAGCACGAGAUCAUGGCUCAGGAUCGAGCCAUCUCUGCUACAAGGGAUGCAGCCAUUAUUGCUUUCCUUAAGAACAUCACUGGUCAGACCAUACAAUUGCCGCCGCCCAUAAGCAUCCCCACAGCCCCACCACCACCGCAACACACUAGCGUUAUAGCGCCACCUCCGCCGCCCGCCCCACAACAACAGCAGCAGCCGCAGCAGCUACAACAAAAACAACAGCAGAAGCAGCUGCAUCACAAGCCACAAGUUCACCAAACAGGAAACACCGAUGAAGUCAUCCGGUCUAAUCAACCACCGACAUCUGCAGAACUUGCCGUGGCUGUCCCUGAGCAUGAGCACCAACUGACCAUGGCUGUCCCCGAGAAACAGCACCAGCCGCAUCAGCUGCUGGCACAGGAGAUGGUUACUAGUGGAGGUGGGGGAAGCUUCGACCCGACCUCGUCUAGGUGGCCAAAAGCCGAAGUACAUGCUCUUAUCAAGUUGAGAAGCGGGCUGGAGUCGAGGUACCAAGAGGCUGGGCCAAAGGGCCCUCUAUGGGAAGAGAUAUCUGUAGGGAUGCAGAAGAUGGGUUACAACAGGAGCUCCAAAAGAUGUAAAGAAAAGUGGGAGAACAUCAACAAGUACUUCAAAAAGGUGAAGGAGAGCAACAAGAGACGCCCCGAAGAUGCCAAGACCUGCCCUUACUUCCACCAGUUGGACGCGCUUUAUCAGAAAAAGAUUCUCGGGGGCAGUAUCGGCGGUAGUUCUAGCAGCUUUGGAAACCAGAGCAAGCCAGAACAGCAACAAGAUACCGUGGGCCCAAAUUCAACCACAACGACAAGCCUUUCCGGAAGAAGCGAUGUUCUUGCAUUAAUGCCGCCGCCCCCACAACCACCACUAACUCCCCAAACAUCCUCCGAUGUAGAAACCAAGAACCCCAAUAACAGCAGCAACAAUAACAAAAGUGAUGCACAUACCAAGGUGCAGACCAGUAACGGAGCGUUGAUGGCGCCGAGCUCAUUAGAAGAAGGAAGCAGUGGUGUUGGAGGGGCGGCACCGGCAGCAUCAGUGAAGAAGCCAGAAGACACAGUGAGGGAGCUGAUGGAGCAGAUAAAUGGCUAUGAUAAGAUGGAGGAAGUUGACAGUGACGAUCUAGAUCAAGAGGAUAAUGAAGACGAGGAUGAAGAUGACGAUGAAGAUGAAGAGGCAGAAGAAGAGAAGAAGCUAGCCUACAGGAUACAGUACCAGCAGCAGAACGCCAACUCCUCCAGUGGGGGAGGUAAUGCGGCAAGUUCUUUCUUGGCCAUGGUUUAGAUAUGUUGUUCCAUGUUAGUUUGGUGGAUUUUCUGAUCCAGCUCACCUCCUUCCUUCAAAAGAGAAAUGUACCAUAUGUAUUAUGUGUCUAGGAUCAUAAAGAAGAUAGAAGAUAGGAAUCCUGCGAUUGAACCUUCCUCCCUGCUAUAUCAUCUUCUUCAUUCUUCUUCACUGAAAGUAGAGGGUUUAGGAAAUAGUUACGAGAUGCGGAACCCUAGAACAUGGUGGCUGCAAUCGCUUUUUCUCUUUUAUUUAUUUGUUGUUGAAUAAGGAUUCUGUUCAAAACUGAAACGGAACCCACUGAAUUGGAGUGAAAGGAGACAAAUAACCUUGCCAAGCAGCAGCAGUCACACAAGACACGAUAUAGCUUAAAACAGCUUCGAGGGUUUUUCUUUUCUUCAGGUAUGUCUUUUUUGGUGCGUGGAAGGAUGGGUUUUCGUUGUAGGACGACAGAGGGGGAAGUGCGGAACACAGUGAAGCACCAAUAGCAUUAGAGGAGAAACAUCAUCAUUGGAGAAGCUCCGGCCUGCACCUGCACUGCUUGCAUUUGGUUGGCUAUAUGACGCUAGAUAUAUUUCCUAUUUGGCUAUAAAUUAUUAUUUUCUUAUUGUUAUUGAUUUCAUUGUUAUUUAUUCAAUAUUCAAUAUCUUUUGUUAUCUAA